Messenger RNA from Solea solea (common sole), 1666 nucleotides. It is a transcript of the gene ada2b, whose product is annotated as adenosine deaminase 2b. The record is from RefSeq and is a predicted model, not a curated record. NCBI's taxonomy places the organism in Eukaryota, Metazoa, Chordata, Actinopteri, Pleuronectiformes, Soleidae. The coding region runs from base 91 to 1599 and encodes 502 amino acids. The transcript is spliced from 10 exons. Gene Ontology annotation, biological process: adenosine catabolic process; inosine biosynthetic process. Gene Ontology annotation, molecular function: adenosine deaminase activity.
GCAGCAGCAGCAGCCAGAGUUCUGCAGACUCAGACUCAGACUCUGAGAGCAGGAGCUGCUCACGCCGCCCUCCUGUGGCCUGUGAGGACCAUGUCUCUCCGUCAGGCUGUGGUCACCUGUGUGUCCCUGCUCGUCCUCGUGUGUGUGAGUGUGAACGAUGGGAUGCCGGAGCCGAAGCAGAGGGAGCAGCUGAUGCGUCAGGAGACGUCCAGACAGACCGGAGGUCACGUGACCCUGACGGCGGCCGAGCGGCGGCUGGACGCUCGUCUGCAGCGGCUGAAGCAGCGCGAGAUGUCGGCGGCACGAUUCCCUCCGUCCAUUCACUUCUUUAAAGCCAAGCCGCUCAUUCACGAGAGUUCAGUGUUCAAGCUGCUGCAGCAGAUGCCGAAAGGCGCCGCACUGCACAUCCACAGCUCGGCUCUGGUGAGCGUGGAGUGGCUGGUGAAGAACGCCACCUACAGGCCUCACUGCCACGUCUGCUUCACGUGGGACAACUCGGUCCGCUUCCUGUUCUCCGAGCGCCCGCCUUUCCCGCGAUGGGACUGUUUCCACUGGCAGCUGCUGGAGAAGCUGAGGGCCACGACGAAGGACCCGAGCGCCUUUGAUAACAGAUUAAUGCAGCACCUCACUCUCUUCACCGACGACCCAGACUCCGAAUAUCCGGACCAGGACGCCGUGUGGCAGAAGUUUGAGAACGCGUUCAUGGCAGCUGCAGGGCUGGUCCGUCACGCUCCUGUGCUGAGGGACUACUACUACAAAGGCCUGGAGGAGCUUCACCAGGACAACAUCAUGUACCUGGAGCUGCGGAGUGGACUGUCUAAGACGUACGAGCUCGACGGAACCGUCCACGACAAGAUCUGGACUCUGAGGAUGUUUCAAGACGUUGUGGAGAAGUUCAAAGACGAUCAUCCAGACUUUCUUGGAGCCCGAGUCAUCAUUUCUGUCCACAGAGCGCUGAGUGUCUCCGAGGUCAAAGACGCCAUCAGAGAGACCAUUGAGCUGCAGAAGGACUUUCCAGAUGUCGUGGCAGGAUUUGAUUUGGUUGGCAGGGAGGACGCUGGGAGGACACUGUGGUCCUUCAGAGAGGCUCUGUCUCUGCCCGUGGACAUGGGAGUCACACUGCCAUACUUCUUUCACGCAGGAGAAACAGAUGAUGAAGGCACAGAUGUCGAUCAGAACCUUCUCGACGCCCUCUUGUUCAACACCACACGUAUCGGUCACGGCUUCGCUCUGGCACAUCAUCCACUUGCCAAAGAGUUGUCGAGGAAACACGACGUGGCUGUGGAGCUGUGUCCCAUCUCAAACCAGGUGCUGAAGCUGGUGUCAGACCUGAGGAACCAUCCCGCCGCUGUGCUGAUGUCUGAGGGUCAUCCCAUGGUCAUCAGCUCCGACGACCCGUCUCUGUUUGGCACCACGGGUCUGUCGUACGACUUUUACCAAGCGUUUGUGGGCAUCGGAGGACUGAAGGCAAACCUGGCCACUCUGAAAGAACUGGCCCUCAAUUCCAUCAGGUACAGCUCACUGCCAGCACACCUGAAGGACACGGGCAGUACUGCAUGGCAGAGGAAAUGGGACGUUUUUAUCGCAGAGAAUUCAUGAUCGCUGUCCAACAAUGUUUCCUUGGUUUCUCUCAGUCGUCACUGAUGUAUUAGUAAUUCCACGUCAA